AAGUGGAGGAGAGAGAGAUAAUUACCAGCUAAAGGAGUCUUUGGAAAGUAAACCUUUCCAAAUCUUCGAGAAACAACAUAAUUACUGUCAGCAUGCCCGCCAACGGGAACCAUCCGCUGAAGCUCCAGUUUGGUCUGAUCAACCACGAGAGCCGCUACCUCACCCAUGAGGCCUUUGGCUUCAAGGUGAAUGCCUCGGCCCCCUCCCUGAAGAAGAAGCAGAUCUGGACGUUGGAACAGGAUCCCAAGGACCAACAGGUCGUGUACCUGCGCAGCCACCUGGGGCGUUUCCUCGCCUCGGACAAGGACGGCAAGGUCACCUGUGAGGCCGAGGAGCGAGCCACCGACUGCCGCUUCCUGAUUGUGGCCCAAUCAGACGGGCGCUGGGCCCUCCAAUCAGAGCCCUACCUGCGCUUCUUCGGAGGGUCACGUGACUACCUGUCCUGCUUUGCCCAGAUAAUCUCGGAGGCAGAGCUGUGGGCGGUACACCUGGCCCUGCACCCUCAGGCCAACCUGCUCUCCGUGGCUCGCCGCCGCUACGCACACCUAUCUCCCGAGGACGGCGAGGUGGCGGUGGACCGGAACAUUCCCUGGGGCGUGGCGGCGCUGCUCACACUCGUCUACCGGGACGGGAAGUACCAGCUCCGCACCUGCGACAGCCGCUACCUGGGCAAUGACGGGAAGCUGUGCGCAGAGGGCAAGGAGAGGGGCACAGGGUACACCCUGGAGCUGAAGUGCGGGAAGCUGGCGUUUAAGGAUUGUGAGGGGAGGUACCUGUCCCCCAUGGGGCCCACGGGCACGCUGAGGUCAGGGAGGUGCUCCAAGCCAGGCAAGGACGAGCUGUUUGACCUGGAGGAGAGCCACCCUCAGGUGGUCCUGAUGGCUGCCAAUGGCCGCUACGUCUCCAUACGACAAGGAGUGAGUAUCUCGGCCAAUCAGGAAGAUGAGACGGACAUGGAGACAUUCCAGAUGGAGAUUGACAGAGAGACCAAGAAGUGCAUGUUCAGGACCAGCAAGGGGAACUACUGGGCCCUGGUGGCCCAUGGGGGAAUCCAGACCACCAGCACACAGAUAUCUGCUGACACCAUGUUUGCUGUGGAAUGGUUGGGCCACAGGGUGGCACUGCGGGCCAACAACGGCAAAUACGUCUGCACCAAGAAGAACGGGCAGCUAGCAGCCGUCAGCGACUCCAUAGGCGAGGAUGAGCGGCUGAUUCUGAAGCUGAUCAACAGGCCGAUGCUGAUUCUGAGGGGGGAGAAUGGCUUUGUGUGCCAUCACAAGAACUCCAACACACUGGAUGCCAACCGCUCCGUCUACGACAUCUUCAGCCUGCACUUCAGUGACGGGGCCUACCACAUCAAAGGUGUGGGUGGAAAGUUCUGGUAUGUGUCCAGCAGUGGAUUGGUCUGUUCUGAUGGGGAAACGCCUGAGGACUUCACACUAGAGUUCCCGGAGCACAGUCGUAUCGCUAUCCGGGGCAAGAAUGGGCGCUAUCUCCGCGGCGACCAGGGCGGCAACCUCAAGGGCGAUGGGCUCCGCCCACAAAGCACAGCACUCUGGGAGUACUGACACAACUGGGCCAGGACUGAGUUUAAUCUGUCAGCAACUCCAGUAGGUCCCCAUCACAACACAGAGGGCUUGUUGUGCAGUCGGUAUAGGCUUAUGUCUACUCCAGCAAUCUGCAGCCAGAAUCAUCUUCAUCUUUUCACUUUAGUUUUUUCGCUUUUUACUUUUUACCAGCCAUGACCCAAGGUCAAACGCUUCUUACGGAGAUAACGGCCCAGUAAGACAGUCAGGAGGAGACAAGAGUUCAGUAGAUUAUCCUGCUAACGGCAGGACUGGGAUCAGCCGUUUGGGGGCUUCAAUGCCUGAAAUACUUAACAUGAUGUUGGUACUAUCUGAUCGAGGGUCACCUCCGC
This is a messenger RNA of Hypomesus transpacificus, 1918 nucleotides long. It is a transcript of the gene fscn2b, whose product is annotated as fascin actin-bundling protein 2b, retinal. Gene Ontology annotation, biological process: cell migration; establishment or maintenance of cell polarity; actin filament bundle assembly. Gene Ontology annotation, molecular function: actin filament binding; protein-macromolecule adaptor activity. The transcript is spliced from 8 exons. The coding region runs from base 93 to 1568 and encodes 491 amino acids. Lineage: Eukaryota; Metazoa; Chordata; Actinopteri; Osmeriformes; Osmeridae. The record is from RefSeq and is a predicted model, not a curated record. Gene Ontology annotation, cellular component: actin cytoskeleton; cytoplasm.